Danio aesculapii is the source of this 2827-nucleotide messenger RNA. It is a transcript of the gene znf740b, whose product is annotated as zinc finger protein 740b. The record is from RefSeq and is a predicted model, not a curated record. The transcript is spliced from 8 exons. The coding region runs from base 212 to 985 and encodes 257 amino acids. Gene Ontology annotation, cellular component: nucleus. NCBI's taxonomy places the organism in Eukaryota, Metazoa, Chordata, Actinopteri, Cypriniformes, Danionidae. Gene Ontology annotation, biological process: regulation of transcription by RNA polymerase II. Gene Ontology annotation, molecular function: DNA-binding transcription factor activity, RNA polymerase II-specific; RNA polymerase II cis-regulatory region sequence-specific DNA binding.
GAAGAAAAAAAAUUGUCCGACAAGAAAAUAUUGGGCUACAAUAAAAGACGAAGAGUAAGGGUUUUCAGCAGAAGAAAGAAACUCAUAAAGGUUUGGAAACUCUUGAGGAACAGUAAAUAGCUCGGGCCCCUGAUGAUUGGGGCUUGUGUGGUCUCUAAACAUUGUCCCUGCCCAGAGCCCCAACACACACACACACACUCUCAGCACUAAGAUGUCACACCUUUCCAACAGCACAGUGCGAGAUCACAUGAAAUGGGCUGGGUUGCUGGGCUGUGAAGCAGUGCUGUCCAGCAUGGCACUCAUGCAGGCCGGCUCAAUGCCCAGCCAUAGGAAGAUGAGAGAAAACAACCACAAUCAGGACACACACAGCCAACAAACACACAUGGUCCUGCCCUCUGGAGUCAGCUGUCCACCACUGCUCAUCCGCAAAGACCGAGAGUUUCACUCGUCCAGGCUUUUGGAUGAAAAGGAUCUGCAAACCAGCCAGAACGUGCAGCCAAAGAAAAAGAACAGGAAGUCUGGACUUCCCACCAGAAUGAGAGAGAAACCCCAGGCAUCCAUUGAAGUGGAGGUUCCUGAUGAUCACGAUGAUCACUCACUCGGCUCUCAAGUGCAGAAGAAUUUCAUAUGCGAGCACUGCUAUAGUGCUUUCCGCAGUAGUUACCAUCUCAAACGACACAUUCUCACUCAUACGGGGGAAAAGCCAUUUGGUUGUGAUAUGUGUGAAAUGAGGUUUAUCCAGCGCUACCAUCUGGAGAGACACAAGCGUGUUCACAGCGGUGAGAAGCCUUAUCAGUGUGACCGCUGCCAACAGAACUUUUCCAGAACCGACCGGUUACUGCGGCAUCGACGUUUGUGUGCUGUGGGCGUCCCUAAAGAGGAGAACCAGCCGUGCUGUGAGGGACGGUCGUAUUCUCAGGACCCGUCCCAGCACGCGGCAUCCUGGAGCCCACUGCAGACAAACAACAGCAGGCUGGCGGUGUGAUAGCCUGUUCAAUCGCUCAUAGCAAACACAAUGGACUCCAACGUGACUCGACUGGGGGUCUGAGCCUAUAAACUGUUUAAAGACUCCAACACCCCAGUGGACUCUUUUAUACCGGCUAGAUUCUGGAAAAUAGCGUAUUUUGUAUUUUAGAUGGUACUGUGAUGAGCGAACGGGUUAGUUGUGCAUUCAGUCCAGACAAAUAAUGGCAUCUGGUAGAGUAGAGUUAGUUCAUUCUGUAGCUCCUGUGCAGAACUGUAGAUUGUCGUGAUUAUCUCGAUGCUCAGUGAACUUUUGCAUAUGAAACCCGAAAAGUCCAAAAGUGACAAUUCAUUACUUCAUUGAUCAUUAUUUACUCCCCCGAUCUUGUUUGAGUUUCUUGCUAUUGUUGAAUGUUGGAAACCAAAUGCCAUUGAUUAUGUAAAUCAAUGUCAACAACAAUGCUGGGUUGUUAAAACCCAUUUCUGGGUCAAAUAUGGACAAACAUAACGGUUGGGUUAAUAAGUGCAUUUUAAAUAUAACUGGAAAAAUUGGGUUACAACAAUCAUUGACAUUUUUCUAAAAAUCCUAUUUUGUGUGUUACAAACACAAAGUGCAACUCGUAAAGGGUUGAACCACUUGAGAGUGAGUAAAUAGGGAGUAAAUUUUGAUUCUUGGUCGAACUAUUGCUUUAAGGGCACGCUUGGAGUUUCCACAUGAGACUGAAAAAAGUUGGUCAUCCAAACAAAACAAAACAAUAGUGAAUUAUGCCUGCGUAAUACCUUACACAUCUCUGGAUUUUGAUAAUAGAUAACAAACUUUUGUAGCCCCCCUAAAUAUCACUGGAUUUACACUGUCACAGCAUCCUUUCGAUUUGAAUCUGUUUACAACUGGAGCUGUUGCACGUGGCCUUUUCAAACUGAGAAAUUAGCUUAGUGACAGUAGACACAUUGUGAUUUUAGACCAGGGGUGUCGAACUCAGGUCCUGGAGUGUCGCAAUCCUGCACAGUUCAGUUCCAUCCCUGCUUUAACACACUUACCUGAAGGUUUAAAACAAGCCUAGUUUGAACAGGUGUGUUUAAUUAGGGUUAAAGCUAAACUGUGCAGAGCUGUGGCCCUCCAAGAAUUGAGUUUGACACCUGCUUUAGACGUUUUCUCAACGUGCACAUCAAUUAAUCAAUUCUUGUUUUUCGAGGAGUAAAUUCUCAAUCAAGAAAUAUUUCAUCCUAAAAUGAAAGUUUAGCUCAUCUUUAUGGUGAAUAUGUGCCGUCAAAGUACAAACAGCUGAUAAAAAUAAUCCGCACUGCUCCUGUCCAUUAAUCAAUGUCUUGUGAACUGAAAAGCUGCAUAUUUGUAGUAAAGAUGAUAGGAUGUUUUUGACUUCAAAUCGUUGCUUCCAGGUUAAAAUAUAGUUGCUUUUCCACUAUCGGUUCUGUUUGCUUAACCCCGUACCAUUCCGUGCAGAUCUGGUUCAGUUAGCACUGAAACCCUUUCAAUUUCCACUGUCGUGAUGAUGAAAUGGAGCCAGCUGAAAUUUAAUGCUUGUGCAUCAGUGCCUUAGGUAACGCAAGUGUAAUGUAAACAUCGAUAUGGAGGAAGAUCAGAUAUUUCUGUUUUAGGACAAAUUUUUUUCUGAAAUUUACUUUCUUAAAUAGGAAUAAAUAAAUAAAUAGUGUUCUUCUACCUAGCCAGGUAUGGAGAAACCGCCUGCUAGGCAAUAGAGUGGCAACUUUAUGCACUCUACACUUCCAGUGCAGUUCAGCAUGAUUAUCUAACCAUGCCUAGAUUUCCAGCCCAAGAUUUAUAGUCGGCACCAAUAAUCGAAAAAUAGCACUGAGGUGUUCACGGCGACCCGAGUUUGAUUCC